UUAAAAGAGCUAUAUAAAGAUUUUAUUAAUCCUUGGAUUUUUGUUUUCUGGUGGCAAAAAAAAACAACAAAAAGAACCGAACAGCUUGACUUUGCAGGGCUCCGUGAAAUCCGUGAAGGGUUGUGUUUGUUGUACUUCUAGAUUUUUUUCUUUUUUUUUCUUUCUUCCACUCAAGAUGUUUUAGUUAUUCAUGUAAUAAAGCUGUGUUGUACCCAAGGUGUGGUUGCUGCUUCAUUUUAUUUCACACACACUCUCUCACGUGUCUUUGGUGUUCUGGGGUGUAUUUUUUAGUGAUCUGAAAGGUGUCUGGAGCAGGUAAAAUGUCCCGCAAUGCAUUGAAAAGUCAAAUUCGCUGGGACAGUUUAGAAGUCGUAUGGUAAUCUUAAUCUUAGGCAGCUACACUUGUCAGAGCUGGUGGGGUGGUAGAAGCAACGUAAGCUGGACCGGUAAAGGACAGGUUUAUUAAAAACACCUCUACUGCAACGUUUUAAAGUCUGCAGUACCUUCCAUAAUGGAGUUGCCCCUUCCGGAAGCUCUCAGCAUGGGCUGUGAUGCUAUUGAUCAAGGCUUGCUGGUUUUGCAUUAGAAAGCAACGUUAACGCAUGAUAAUAACGCUGUGGACUGCAUCAUUUUUUUUUUAUUUAUUUGUUACAGUAAUUGUGUGCCCACUUUAUCCAGUCUUUUUGUUAAAUCUAGUGAUCCACUUCUUUUAUCUGUUGUUCUUGCCAGCUAAUCGACAAACCGACGUGGUGUUAAACGAGUAACGGAGAUAUAUAUUUCUUAAUCUUACAAGAAUGGAAUAGAUUGACAAUAAUGAAUUUCCCUUCACUUCACAUGGAGUCGACGCUGCUGUUGUUUGUUUCUCUUGCAAGCCUGUCUGUUGAGCUGCAGCGCGGCCCUCGUUUCCGUUUCCAGUUCAAAGCUGAUCGCAGGUUGUGUGUUUGAAGGACGCAGCUGCUUCCGAGACGACAGUAGAGUCGGGUUUCUAUCAAACGAGGGAGCGCUGCCCCGGGACACUUAGAAAUGGCAGGCAGCAGGCUGGAGAAAUUCGGGACUGUAUUUACAAGUUCUUGUAUUUCUUCUUUGUCGCUGUGUUACAGGGUGCGUGAUUUGAUGCGGGCUGGGGUUGUUAAGGAUGCAGACAGGCCCAUCUGGUAUGACGUCUACGCCGCAUUCCCACCAAAGAAAGAGCCCGUCUAUCAGAAGCCGAUCACAAGAUUCGGGAAGGUAGUGGACAAGGUGCCUGAAAUCCUGUACAAGGAGGACACAGUCAGAGCGAAAUUUUAUGAAGUUUAUGGAAAUGGCCCGAGAGCUUUCGAUCUCACAAAAGUUAAUUUUGUUUCCACAAGCCAAAGGUUCAUAGAGAAGCAUCUGGAGCUGGAGAAGGCUGGGGACCUGGAUGAGGAGAAGCUGUUUGAAGAGACGGCAAAGGCUCUGCUUGCUGAAGGGGUAAUACUGCGAAGACGAGGAGGAGCUGGGCAGAUGGCUCUGCAGUCACCCGGAGUUUCAGUUUCUCCUGAAGCAGAGAGCAGGGACCCUGUGCUGGAAAUGAGACUGAAGGACAUGCUGCAGGAGUUGCAGCAGGAACACCGAGAGAAGCAGCAGACAGAGACCCCCCGAGAUCCUGCCGCGACUCAGUAAUCCUCCCCCCAGCAUCUCAUACAGGGCGGGGAGCAUAGUGGGUCUGUGGAUGGUAACUGUGGCUGUGUUUCCAUUAGGCUCUGUUCCAUGCUUCUCCCUAAGAAAGGUACAGACCUCUCCGUUCGAUCGAUUCCACCUGGCACACUCGGAUCAGCAGUUUCAUUUCCCUCCGAUCCCACACAACCACAGAGAGCUCCUGCCUUUCAUUGAAGAGACUGUGUGAUUGAGGACAGACAGUAGGACCGUUCUGGGAAUCGGGUGGAAAGAGGCACCCCUGUACUGCACGGACUGAGUUCAGGCACAUUAGCUAGAUAUGACCGCACUUGCAGCUUGACUUCCAUUGAGACUGAUCCCUAGACAUUGUUUCGUGCAACUUAUUGAAUUUUGUUUUUUGCAUCUGCCUUCACCCUCUCCACGGGCGUCUGAAAAAGCUGAACUAAAUGUCAGUAAUGCUGCAGCUAGUCUUCUUUGUUGUAAGUUGCAUUGCAUCUUGUCAAAUAAAUACAAUCCUAAGCUCC
Messenger RNA from Polyodon spathula (Mississippi paddlefish), 2159 nucleotides. RefSeq names its product mitochondrial ribosomal protein S23 (gene mrps23). Gene Ontology annotation, molecular function: structural constituent of ribosome. Gene Ontology annotation, cellular component: mitochondrion; ribosome. Lineage: Eukaryota; Metazoa; Chordata; Actinopteri; Acipenseriformes; Polyodontidae. Bases 1024 to 1641 code for a protein of 205 amino acids. The record is from RefSeq and is a predicted model, not a curated record. Gene Ontology annotation, biological process: translation. The transcript has 5 exons.